UUCAGUAUUAUCGUUUCUCAUACUUUGGAUGCGCGCCUCGCGAGAUUGGCCACCAAGACGCGAGAAUACCUUCAAUGAGUUAAUAAUUACUGUUAUUAGUAGUAUAGUGAAGUGACAGUGAUUGUGUGGUGAGAAGAUACUUUCGUGAGGAAAAUGAGGACUUUAAUUAUUAAUGGAAUUCUCUGCUGCCUGGCCGUAGCCACGUUAGCCAUAGAUGAACAUCGACCGAAGAAAAAAGUGGAAGAGCGAGGGAAAAGGAAUUUAGAGUACCAGGUGUCCCAUCAUUAUUCAGCCCUGCCAUCGUAUCGCCUUGAAAGACGAAUCUCCUCGGGAGGCCAGUACCAAAAUCCACAGUACUAUCCCCGACCGUAUCACAAAGAUCCACAGAGUGAAGACCUACUAACAGAAAACAAUCAAAUUCAAGAUAACAUCGAUCGAUAUGGAUAUCAGAAACCGCAUAUCAUCGAGAGACCAGUGUACAUAAAAGAGCCUGAGCCCAUCAUCGAAAUUAUCAUCAAGGAAUCAAACGUUUCUUUACCAGCACCACCACCUCCACCUCCUCCACCAAAGAAAAAGAAGGAACAGGUUCAGGUAUUUUAUGUGAAAUACAAAAAGAACCCGCAUAGCAGUGGUAAGGACAGCAUUAUCUAUGAUAAACCGGUUCCAGCUAUUUCUCCACAUAUUCCUGAUGAAGAGCCCAUUGAAGAACCAGCAUCUUACUAUCCAGAACCAGUAACAGCACCUCCUCCGCCCAGUACUACUCUCAGGACUAUCAUUAAACCAGAUUCUGAAUAUUAUCACAGUCCUAGUGGAGUUAAAGUAACUUUUGGAAAGGAAGGAUUCGAUUAUGAUAAAAGAUCAAGCAAAAUUGAAGACUAUGCUCCAAUAAAAUCACCAGCUCCUCAAGGAAGACAAUUAACAUCAUUUUCUAACACUUACUUCAAAAGUCCAUCACCUACUAACUUCCAGUCAUUACCACCCGGUUUUAGUUCCAAUGUUAGACAACCACAACCAUAUAGAACCAUUCCUCCAACUUCAUCAAAUUACAAACCAUUUGGACGACAAACUGCACCCUCCCCAAUAACACCACCUCAAAAUUAUCCCUUCCAAAGUUCACCUUCAGCACCAUUCAGCAGCUUUUCACCAGCUUCACAACCACAAUUUGGCCAUAGUGUUUCCCAUCCACCUCCUCCUCGAUUCCAAAGUGCUUCUAAACCCAGUUUACCUCAGAUUAGGCAGCCAGUACCGUACAAACCAUUUGAUAAUUUAAGACCACAGCAGUCGUUUUCUCAAACUCCAGUACAACGCCCUCCGAUACAAUUUAGACCAGAGACACACUUCCCACCGCAACAGCAGCUUCCAUUACAAGAAGAUAAUCGAAAUUUCAAUUCUCCAAGAUAUCAAUUAAAUAGCGGUGAAGUACAAGCUCGACAGCCAAUCCCUCAGCAGUAUCAAAAAUUACCAAAUCAAGUUCAACCUAGUUUCAGACCACCUCAGCCACAACCACAAUUUUCACCUAAAUUUCAGCAACCAGAUUUUCAGCAUAAUUUUAAUAGACCACAAAUAACUAUACCACAACCACCACAACAACCCUUCCAGCACCAGAGUAUUCAACCUGCACCACCAUCAUCACAUUUUCAACAACCACAACUUAAUAUUGCACAGCAAUUCCGCCAACCACCGCAGCAAAUAAAUCCUCAACAGCACCAACAGCACACUAAUCCUCAACAGCAUACUAAUCCUCAACAGCAAAAUUUCCCAUCACAACUACUACCGCAGCAACACCAACAGCAAGGUUUUCUAUCUCAACAGCCGCUUUCACAAAACGAACAUUUGAAAAAUAUUCAAUCCGCUCAAAAUAUUUUACCUCCUGGGGGUCAACUUAUUCCUUCAGUCUCUAAAUAUGAAUCACACAUUACUUCUGUUGAACCGACUUCUGUACAAGGUUUGUCACCUCAGCAGUAUCAACAGAAGAUCAUACAACAAUUUAAUCAAAACAGCUUAUCUCAGGAACAAAAUAGUCAAGAGCUAUUAAAUCGACAACAAACGAGAAGCCAUGAAGCCAGUAAAGAAAUUUUAACUCGACAGCAAACUUCAUCACAGUAUAAUAACCAGUUUGUUCAUCAUCAGCAGAACUCAGUACCACAAUUCAAUAAUCAGGAUACAUUAGCACGUCAACAAAACCUUCUAAGACAGCAAAACGAAGACCUUUUGAAACGGCAACAGAGUAAUGUGGAACAACAAAAGAAAUUAUUGCAAGAUAUUCAGAUUGAAAGGGAAAGACAAAAUUCACUUCAACAUUACUUUUCAAAACCAAACUCAGCUGAUGUUGGACUUCAACAGAAUGCUGCUGAGAGCCAGAAAAAACUUUAUGAAGAAAUCGAACGACAACGGUAUCAGCAAGAACAGCUCAGACAGUUCUAUCAACAAAAUCCUGAUAUUAAACAGUCAGCGAUUGAUGAUGCCAGAAGUUCUCAACAGUCUACUUUUAAUCGGGAAUACCAGAAACCCACUCUAACCAACAGUGUCUCAAAGGAAAUAUAUGUAACGACAACUUCAACGACGACCACCACUACUACUGCAGCUCCCACAACAACCAAGGAUCCAAAGAUAUUGGAAGCGCAACUUCCAGAUGAAGUUCCUGAAGACUUAAGACAACAAUUGUUAUCGUCUGGUAUAUUAAAUCAUGCCGAUAUUUCUGUACUAGAUUAUGAUAAGGUGGGAGAUAUACCCAUUUCUGCUUUGCCACCAGAUCAGCUAGCAAAUUUCUACGGCGCCGGAGGUGCUGCACAAUUAGAAUCAGGCAGUGACCCAGUACCCUCGGUGGUAAGGAAAGACGGUACCGCAAUCGAGAAACGAGCAGAGUUCGACGCGCAGGAACCAGAACCAGCCGCUUCUGAAUUGGUACAAAAAGUUGUGGCGAGUCCGUUGGUCUCAGAGCCUUCUAGUGUCGAAAUGAAGGUGGUACGAUACGAUCCGGAUACCGACAAAGGACAACAGGUGCAGGAAAAGUAUGUCGAAGACGAGGCGUAUCACGUGGAUCCGGUGGUACUUAACGAUAAUAGUUAUAACAGGUAUUUGCCCUUGAAAAUCAACGGAACACAAUUCCCGAUUCCAGACGUUCCCGAACUAAAAGGAAGAAGAAUUUCUAGUGUGGUUGUACUGGCUCCAGUAAACUUCGAUUUUUCCGCUGAAAGGAAAACAAGGGAAACUACGGGAAACUUAUCGUCUGAUAUGGAUUUGAUUGAAGGAACCGCACUCAAAGAAUUAUUAGUGAAUCCUUCUUUGGAUAAUUUUAGAAAGUUUUUGGAUAACGAGAAUAAGACUACUAGUGCCAAGCAAGCGGUUAUUUUGUUGAUUGCAGACUCCCCAUCCAGGGAUAAACAGCAAGAGAUAUUCAUGUACGAUGUAGCUACUCAAACAGUCAGCAAACUGAGUGGAGAAUUGUCAUCAGCUUUUGUAGAAGCGGCAGAAGCUAAUUCCAAUGAAAGUGGGGAGACGGCAGAAGCUUCCAAUGCAGUAGAAAAAAGAUUGCCUUAUUCCGACAAUGCCGACAGAAGACAAUCAUUCGAUGAAAGAGAUUUAGAAAAUGCUGGAAGUGAAGUGUCAGAAUCUAAGGUGCCAAUAAUUGAUCCUCUACAAGAAGAGGACAUGGAAACGCAAGCAUCGCAGAAUUUGGAAACGUUCGUUGAUAUCUCUGGGCGCCCCAUUAAAGGCUUGUCAUUUUCAUCCAGUAAUACCCAUCAAGCUAACUCCAUUUCUCAAAGUUAAAUUAUAGAAAAGACUGGUCGAAAAGUAUUGUACAUAUAUAUGUUUAAAAGCAGUAUAAAGAGGCUUGUGAUAAGAAGAAAUUAGAGAUUAGUGCCAUUUUCUUUAAAAGAGUAAUAUUUUUCUUCAAAAAUACUGGUUCUGGGCUUUGUAGAUGUUGUGGAUAGUUUUAAAUUAAAACAAAUACUAAAACUUCACUUUAUGAUCUUAAUAGAAAGAAGAAAACGGUUCUAUACUUAUCAAAAAGUUGGUCAAUUCUUUUAUCGCAAGUUUCUUUAAAUGGUUUGGGCACUGCCUAUAUAUUGCGAGAUUCAAACUAUUUGAACUAAUCAAAAAUACAAAGAUUAAAAUUUACAAGCAUUUUAUUUUAUAAUUAAUAUUUUCUAUAAUAGAUUUUUUUAUUUUAUAAUGUAACACAAUAAUAUGCAGGGUUAUGUAAUGCUUACAGUAAUGCUUGUAGGUUAGGCAACAAACAUAUUUUGGGAUAUAAGGUUCUAAAUAUUUUGUAUCUUAAGAAGUAUUUUAGAAGUUCAAAUUGUAGAAUCUCCGAAAUAAAUUUUCUAUAGGAUAAAUUAUAAUUUCGAUAAUUAGCACAUCCAUAUAACUAAGGGCUUUAUUUUUUAAUACAAAAAUGAAAAUUUUAGACGCAGACUAUAAAAUGUUUGAUUUUUUUGUAUAUUUAAAUAUAUUUAGAUAUUAGAAAAGGUUUCUAGAUACUUUUAGAAACUUUCGUUUUCAAAUAUUGGUAGUACUGAACAGUAAGUAAUCAUACCAAACUAUGUCUUUUCAAUCAUUUAUUUACUAACUCCUCCCCAAAAUAGUUGGUUAGAUAUUAAUAAUUUUUUACUAACAAUUCUUCUUCCACAUUAUUUACACAUAUAAAUACAAUUUUUUCUUUCAAUAAAUAUUAUUUGAUGUUUAUAAUAAUAGACACGUUAGUUUCUGGUGUCUUUCAAUUACAAUAAGUACUUUUUCUUUAUUUUCUUCAUCCAUUUGAUAUCCACCUUUUUACUCUUGUAUUUCCUUUUUAAUUAUUUUGUUUUAUUUUUUUUCCUGCUUUCCAAUCAGAAAAAUAACUGCUUCAGCAAAAAUUUAUUGUUUUCUUAAUAUAUUCAAGUUGUUUAUAUCUGUUGUCUAUAUUUAUUACUGCUUUAUUUAUAUAUACCAAUACCAUUCAUUUAUGUCUACCAAAAAUAAACUAUUAACUUAAGAACACAAAGAUUAAUAGAAAUAAAUGUUGAUCAAUGUCCUGUUGUUCAAGGGAAAAUUUUUAAGUAUGUAUACCAAUAUUUGGUAAAAAUGUUAACAAAAAUGUGCCUCUUAGUUUUAUCGGUUGCGCUAAUGGUAGAAAAGGUAAAUGCUUGUAUUAUUAUUGUGUUAUUUGCAAUAAAAAUAUUUGAUGAGGUUUAAAUGCGUGAUCUGACAAGGUUACUUGUACAGUGUAAAAUAUACAAUUAUAUUAUUUUUAUAAUAAAAAAUAUGAAUUU
Molecule: messenger RNA, 5255 nt
Organism: Diabrotica balteata
Lineage: Eukaryota; Metazoa; Arthropoda; Insecta; Coleoptera; Chrysomelidae
Source: the annotation of a GenBank genome assembly